Messenger RNA from Nicotiana attenuata, 1844 nucleotides. Its product is annotated as protein TRAUCO. The record is from RefSeq and is a predicted model, not a curated record. Gene Ontology annotation, cellular component: Set1C/COMPASS complex. The transcript has 3 exons. NCBI's taxonomy places the organism in Eukaryota, Viridiplantae, Streptophyta, Magnoliopsida, Solanales, Solanaceae. Gene Ontology annotation, molecular function: protein binding; transcription cis-regulatory region binding. The coding region runs from base 28 to 1482 and encodes 484 amino acids.
CAGAUACUGCUUCCUUCGUCUCAAACAAUGGAGAAUCUCAUCGCCACUUACCAAGACGACGACGAAGAAGAAAACACCGCCGCCGUCGAAUCUCCACCGUCCGCCGCCGAAGCUCCACUAAUCCCCGUAGAAGCUUCACCAUCCUACGCUGAAGCUCCACUAUCCUCCGCCGAAGCUCCACCUUCAGUUGUCGAAAAUGGCAGUGCGAAUACUCCAGAACCCGAACCCGAAUUACCUUCCACCGACCCGAAAAUCCCCCUGAAAGAAGAAGACGACGACGACGACGAUGAUGACGUGGAUGAAGAUGAAGAAGAAGAGCCACCACCGAAGAAGCAAAAGCCACUUUCCACUUUAACCCUAACACCGCCAAAAGUAGAAGAAGAGGAACAACAAAAUGGUGAAAUGACCAAAUUGCCCUUGUCAACACCCAUAAUUACAGCAGCAGCAAAGGAAACUCCGACCUCCACAAGCAGCAAGAAAGCAAAAUACAAGAAGAAAAACAACAACAACAACAACCUCUGGACAAAACCCAGUUCACGUAAAGGCAAAAAAAAGAAGCAAAACAACAACAACAACAACAGCAGCAACACAAAAACCAACAAGAACGGCGCCGUUUCAGCACAAGAAGCUGAAGACAAAGUUUACAUUACACCUAUCCCAAGAUUCCCUGACAAAAAUGACGACAGCCCAGAUAUGAAAAUCUGCCUUUCAAAAGUUUACAAAGCAGAAAAAGUGGACAUAAGUGAAGAUAGAUUAACUGCAGGGAGUAUUAAAGGUUACAGAAUGGUGAGAGCAACAAGAGGGGUAUUAGAAGGAGCAUGGUAUUUUGAGAUUAAGGUAAUGAAAUUAGGUGAAAGUGGGCAUACAAGACUUGGGUGGUCCACUGAUAAAGGGGAUUUACAAGCACCUGUUGGAUAUGAUGGGAAUAGUUUUGGAUAUAGAGAUAUUGAUGGUAGCAAGAUUCAUAAAGCUUUAAGGGAGAAAUAUGGGGAACAAGGGUAUGGUGAAGGUGAUAUUAUUGGUUUUUAUAUUAAUUUGCCUGAAGGUAGUCAGUAUGCCCCGAAACCGCCGAGACUUGUUUGGUAUAAGGGACAGAGGUAUAUGUGUGCUUCUGAUCCUAAGGAAGAUCCUCCCAAAAUAAUUCCAGGGAGUGAGAUAUCUUUCUUUAAAAAUGGAGUAUGUCAAGGUGUUGCUUUCAAGGAUCUUUAUGGUGGUCGUUACUACCCUGCUGCUUCAAUGUAUACACUUCCUGACCAACCUAAUUGCGUUGUGAAGUUCAAUUUUGGCCCUGACUUUGAAUGCUUUCCUGAAGAUUUUGGUGGGCGCGCUGUUCCGAGACCGAUGGUUGAAGUUCCUUAUCAUGGCUUUGAUGGAAGAGUCGAGAAUGGUGAUUCAUGGCAUUCAACUAGGAUGUGCCCUAUGCUCAAAGUGGUAAAAGAGCACGUAAAUAAAAUUGGUGAAGCUGCUGAAAUGGUCAGCUAAGCUUGAGCAGUGCACUCAGGUUGGUUAUGUUUCAGCUUUUGUAAAUAGAAUGUAGAAUGCUACUUGGCGUGGUCUCAUAGUUGUUCCAACUUUUGUAAGUGGUAGACUGUUGAGUGCUGGAGAAUGGGUGAUCAAUUUCAUUUGGGUAGCCUGUUGUACAGUUUCUAUUGUGUUGUUGUCUUCUUGUAGUUGGUUGAGACCCUGAUUCUAGUCUUUAUUAGCUCUUUCUGUUAGAGAAAUGUGCUGUCUGAUGGAAGAAAUUUCUGGUUGAUGAAUUUAGCGGUUAGUCCGUGAGAUUGUUGCUUGACCCUCAUGUACUUGUCAUUCAAAUUUAUAUGCUACAUUAAAUUUGGUGUUGUUCA